Lactuca sativa (garden lettuce) is the source of this 1125-nucleotide messenger RNA. Its product is annotated as B3 domain-containing protein Os03g0212300. Gene Ontology annotation, molecular function: DNA binding. The record is from RefSeq and is a predicted model, not a curated record. Lineage: Eukaryota; Viridiplantae; Streptophyta; Magnoliopsida; Asterales; Asteraceae.
CUUCUCUCCAAACCCCCACACUCCGCAGCAACCCGCCUUCCGGUUGCUUACACCAUCGCCGUCCGGUCUAACGCUUAGUCGGAAACGCCGUCACCACCGUCUGCACAACAUCUGCUCACCAUUCAUCCCAGCCAUGUGGAGUGAUUUUGGAUCUGAGCCAAACUUAUUUGGCAAGUCAUAAAUCUCCUUAAGAUUUAGAUUAAUGUCAAAACCUUGUUCCAUUAAAGGUUUUGUAUCGUUUUGCAUGCGAAAUUCACAGUAAACGAAGGAGCAAUGGCGGAAAAUAAUACCGGAAUUCUAAACUCUGAACAAUGUCCUCAGUUCUUCAAGUUCUAUAUGCCUGCGCAUUGCUCUACGCAACUGCGUAUACCACCUGCAUUUCUCAAGUAUUUUGGGGAUUCUUUACCCUUCAAGUUUAACCUUAUAACUUGUUCAAGAAACUCAUGGAAGGUGGAUAUGAACAAGAUCGAUGAUGAUGUCUACUUCAAAUCCGGAUGGGAGAAAUUCGUGCAAGGUAAUUCCCUCGAAUUCGGUGAUUUCCUCAUCUUUUACUACAAUGGUGGAUCAAAUUUCUUCGUGAGUAUAUCCGGAAAAAACAACUGUUUAAAGGAAAACAACAACACUGAAAGCGAAAAUCAAUCAACACCCAUACAAGAAACAGAAACAGAAACAAACACAACAACUGGUAAUGAACAGAUUGAAGAUAGCAAUUUUUCAUUUGACAUAAAGAUUCAGCCAUGUUAUUUGAGGAAUCAGUACAUGAAUUUACCAAGGGUGUUUUAUGAGGGUGUGAAGGAGGAGUAUAGAUCAAUGGCUAAGCUUCAACAUUUGGGAAGAACAUGGGAUGUGAAAGUGGUUGAUUGUUGUGACAGAAUUAGGUUUACAGAUGGAUGGAGAGUGUUUGCUAUGGAGAAUUGUUUGGGAGUUGGAGAUGUUUGUUGUUUUAAGUUGGUUGAUGUUAAACCUGAGUUUUAUUUACUGGAUGUGUCUUUUUGUAGGGAAAUGUAGUGAUUUAGUGUUUUUUUAACAAGAUUUUUGUGCAAUAUGUGGUAAGAUUACAGUGGUUUAUUGUUUUUUGAAAAGGAAAUUUGGUAUAUGAAAGAAGAUUAUGAGGCUUGUGUUCAA